AUUGGCUAUUAUUUUUUAAUACAUAUUAUUUUAAAUAUUCGUGUUGUUAUAGCGAAAUGAUUUUCAGAAACUUUUGAUAAGUAUUUAAUGUGUGUUUGGCAAGAUGGAUGAAACUUUAGAAGGUGCAUUAGACGCAGCUAGAAGAGCAGUAGAUUUUGAUAAGAACGAACAAUACAGACAAGCUGUUUAUUAUUAUGGCAUUGCCAUUCAAUUGUUACAAAACUUAUCAACCGUUCCAGCUUUAGCCGAGAAAUGCGUGGAAUAUCAAGGCAGAAUAGUUGAGAUACAAAAGACAAUUUUAGAGGAGGAAAGAAAAAAAGACGAGCAAGAAACACCUCCUGAAAGUCAGCUCCAGAGAUGUAAAUUUUUACUUAAUCAAGCUCUGGAUGCUGAUGAGGCAGGUUUUAAAGAAGAAGCUAUUAAACUGUACACGAAUGCUGCAGAACUUGGAUUAAAAGCUAAAAUCACAAGUAACAAAAAAACUAAAAUAACAAAUUUGGUUCGUCAUGCUUUGGACAGGGCGGAAUCGUUAAAAGGAAUUAAAAAAAUUGAUAUAGAAAGUAUUUUGCCAAGUUUACCAUCGGUUCCUGAAACUGAUCCAACAGGCACACUGACAUCCCAAACUCCAUCAUCAUUCGACUCAGCAUCGCUAAGGCCCGCAAAAUCUUAUACGCACAGAGGUAAUAGCAUACAUUUGAAAGUAACUGGAGGCAGUGGUAAUUAUACGGAAGAAGAGAAAAGAGUCCUGUUACACAGUUCCCACAUCAAUGACCACGAAUUUGUGCCUUUUAUGAAUGUCGAUUUAUCCGAAAGAUUUCAGUAUGCCAUUCCAUUUACCGAUAAAGAUGGCCUAUUAAAAUUAUCACCAAAACAAAAACCAGAUUUUGCACGAUGGUGUCGCCCGGAAGAACUGUUUUCAGAACCAAAAAUGGUAGUCGGUCACGUAGUAGACUAUUACAGUAUAAAACAAACAGUUGUAUCAGACUGCUCGCUUGUUGCUUCCCUAGCGGUAAGCGCACAGUAUGAAAAAAAAUUUGGUCGUAGGCUUAUCACUUCUAUUAUAUAUCCUAAGAAUAAAAAUAAGGAACCAAUUUAUAAUCCUUUCGGAAAGUACAUGAUAAAACUGCACAUUAACGGUAUUCCAAGGAAGGUUGUAAUAGACGAUCUUUUGCCUGUAAGCCGAUAUAAUAAAUUAUUGUGUUCAUAUUCAAAUAAUCGAGGAGAAUUAUGGAUUUCAUUGAUAGAAAAAGCUUACAUGAAAGUAAUGGGAGGAUAUGAUUUUCCUGGUUCUAAUAGUAAUAUUGAUUUACAUGCACUUACUGGGUGGAUACCAGAGAGGUGGGCCAUAAGACCCAAUGAGCUAGACUUUAAUAAAGAUCAUUUGUUUGAGACUAUACUUUUACGAUUGCAUAAAGGGGAUGCGUUAAUUACUGUAUCCACGGGAGAGCUUUCGGAUGCUGAUGCAGAGCGCACUGGCCUUGUUCCUACGCAUGCUUACGCCGUGUUGGAUGUUAGAAAAAUCGAUGGCGAAAAAUUAUUACAGUUAAAAAAUCCCUGGUCUCAUUUAAGAUGGCGAGGAAAUUAUUCUGAACUUGAUAUGAAACACUGGACACCUGCUUUGAGAGAAGCUUUAAAUUAUGAUCCAGAUUCAGCAUCUCAAUUUGACAAUGGUAUUUUUUGGAUCGAUUUUGAAAGUAUUUGUCACUUCUUUGACGUCUUCUGUUUCAAUUGGAAUCCUGAAUUGUUUAAUUAUACUUAUUGCAUUCACCAGUCGUGGAAAGCAGGAACGGGUCCUGUAAAGGAUGCUUAUAACAUUGGUGACAAUCCACAGUUUUCAUUAGAGGUUCAGCCAGAUGUAACAGGCACAAUUUGGAUAUUAUUGACUAGGCAUAUUACCGAUAUAGCCGACUUCCGUGAAAAUCAGGAAUACAUAACGGUCCUUGUCUAUAAAAAUGAUGGAAAAAGAGUGUAUUAUCGUCAUGAUCCACCACCUUACAUCGAUGGAAUAAGAAUAAAUAGUCCACAUUAUUUAUGUAAAAUUAAACUUGGGCACAAUCAUAAUAAACGCUAUACUCUCGUGAUAUCGCAAUAUGAAAAGAUAAAUACUAUUUAUUACACACUUCGAGCUUAUGGAACUUCUCCAUUUAUAUUACGGAAAAUAGCAGAGCCUUAUAAAUAUGAGAAAGAGAUCACAGAUGGCCAGUGGAAAGGGGCUAGCGCUGGUGGAUGCAGCAACCAUAUUGCAACAUUUAUUAAUAACCCUAGAUACCAACUGAUCAUAGAAGGUUCAAGUAACAAUAAUUGGUUACUCGUAAUAUUGAAGGGUCCUAAGCAAUAUGAAAUUGGCUUCGAAAUUUUAACGGUAGUUUUGAACGAUCCAGAAGCGACCACCGCUUUUAAAAGUAAAAAUUCUGGCCCUUUUCGAUCUGGUUUUGUUUAUUUGGAAAUGGAUGAUGUACCGGCAGGUACCUAUCACGUGAUUCCGUCUACAUUUUUACCAGGACAAGAAGGCCCCUUUUUCUUAACUUUCAAAUCAUCCUGCAAUAUGCAGCUCAGCCGUCUUCAAUAGCCGUUUUUCGCAAAUGCUUAUACUACUAAUAAAUAAGUAAAUGCCUUGACAAAAGAAAAGGGAACACGACAAUGCAGAGCUGCUACUAAUAAUAAGAGUGUAAAUAUGUUCGACGCACACAUUUUCUUCGUAACAAUGUAAACAGAUGUACACAGCUAUUUUCCAACCAAAGCUAAUAUUCGAUAUUGAUAAUAGAAAGUAAAAAAUGGAAAUAAGAAAAUAAGAAAAUAAGAAAAAAA
Messenger RNA from Ceratosolen solmsi marchali, 2808 nucleotides. Its product is annotated as calpain-7. The coding region runs from base 104 to 2569 and encodes 821 amino acids. The transcript is spliced from 12 exons. Gene Ontology annotation, molecular function: calcium-dependent cysteine-type endopeptidase activity. Gene Ontology annotation, biological process: proteolysis. The record is from RefSeq and is a predicted model, not a curated record. Lineage: Eukaryota; Metazoa; Arthropoda; Insecta; Hymenoptera; Agaonidae.